AUGGCAGACCGUGUUAUUUUGAGCUAUCAUGACUGCUUGAUUCACGAAUCUGACCUUCGACUUUUGGAGGGUCGUAACUGGCUCAACGACUCGCUAUUAGCCUUCUGGUUUGAGCAUUUACAACACGAGGUUUUCUGUGAGAACACUCGUCUCUUAUUUAUCAGUCCAGAAGUGACACAGUUGAUUAAAAUGGGUGAUCCAAAUGAACUCCCAAUUUUCUUAGAUCCUCUUGAAGCCAGGUUCAAAGAUCACAUUUUUCUCCCAGUAAAUGAUAAUUCUUCAGUCAUUGCUUCAGGUGGGAGUCAUUGGAGUCUCCUGAUCUAUAGUAAGUAUGACAACAAGUGGUAUCACUACGAUUCUCAGAGGGGAUGCAAUUUCCGUGAUGCCCGUUGUCUCGUCCAGAGGAUAAAUUCAUAUUUGGACCGAGAUAUUCCUGCUACAUUAGUGGACGCUCAGUGUACCCAGCAGGAUAACAGCUACGACUGUGGAGCUUUUGUUAUGACGUAUGCUUACCGGGCAGCGGAGCAAGCCGUCAAAGGNNUGGCUCUCGGCGCCUUGUAUGUGGAUCGGCUGGAAGUCAACAGAAUGAGAGAUCUGAUAAAGUCACUUGUAUAUAGCCUGAAAAGGUGAAGUAAGAUGAACACUUCAAAUUGUCAGUCCAAUUUGGCUACAAAAAAGCUGAUGCCUCUUCGAGAUAGUGACAACAGCUGCAACAGCACAUUUUUAGCUUUACAUAUUUUUUUUUUUUCUCGUGUGGACUGUGUGAUGCACUUUUCAUUACAUGGUUGAGUUUUGCCUGUAAAGAGUGACUUUUCUUAUUCAAGUUUUCUGCUUGGUUCCUAUUGCAGUGUUGGUUUUAAAUUAUUGAGUGGAUGCAGUCAUUUUUUUUUUAAGUUGCAAGUACCUAACAUUGCUUAUUUGAAUAGUGAUAUUCUAGGUUUCAUUGAAAAUGAAGCUAUACUUACCUCAGGUUAUCAUGUAGGUACAGUACAGUUAAAGAAGCAAUAUAUAUAGAAAUAUAAUUUCUGCAAUUUGAUUAGUAUUGAUCUUCAGCAUUUUUCAUUAUCCUAGUAUCCUGAUAUUUUGAGGGCAUUCAUCUGAAUGAUAAGGACUUUAAGUUAGUAGAAUGGACAAUUUUUGUAACACUGUGGUUUGGUAAUGUUAAUUGAAUUACAGAUAUGCAGGUUUUUAUUUAUUUAUUUUUUUUGUGCAAAAGGGAUAGUUUUGUAGCAGAUAAGCACUUCAUUUCAACAGUAGUGAAGAGGAGAUGAGAGGACAUGUACAUGGUGCCUGGAAAUACGGUUUACAAAUUUUUGUAAAACCUUUUCAUGGGUAGAUGGUGCAGAUUAACAUUAGAAAUAUAUUAUACUUAUAAAAUAUCCAGGAUUCCUUAUCCUUUGCAUCUCCUUGUUGAAUUUUACUUGUGGCUACAUUUUCAAAUAUGGAAUGUAAUGAUACAUUUACCACCCACUGAGAUUUUAUGUUGAAAGUAUUAAAUAAUAUUCUGGCAUAAAUACGAA
Macrobrachium nipponense is the source of this 1520-nucleotide messenger RNA. RefSeq names its product sentrin-specific protease 8-like. Gene Ontology annotation, molecular function: cysteine-type peptidase activity; deNEDDylase activity. The record is from RefSeq and is a predicted model, not a curated record. The transcript is spliced from 2 exons. Gene Ontology annotation, biological process: proteolysis; protein deneddylation. Bases 1 to 630 code for a protein of 209 amino acids. Lineage: Eukaryota; Metazoa; Arthropoda; Malacostraca; Decapoda; Palaemonidae.